Molecule: messenger RNA, 953 nt
Organism: Abrus precatorius (Indian licorice)
Lineage: Eukaryota; Viridiplantae; Streptophyta; Magnoliopsida; Fabales; Fabaceae
Product: glutathione S-transferase U9-like
Exons: 2
Coding region: 171-866 (231 amino acids)
Biological process (GO): glutathione metabolic process
Cellular component (GO): cytoplasm
Molecular function (GO): glutathione transferase activity
Source: RefSeq, a predicted model, not a curated record
AUCAAUUCACAAUGGAAAAAUAUAAUGUUUUUUUUACAUUUAAAUUCAGAAUAUUAUAUUAUGCCCAUAGGAAAAACUUGGAGAUCAAGUUCAAGACAAUAUAUAAAUAUGAUCGUUGUCAUAGCAUGAAUUCCAUCAUCAAUCAAUUCAUCAUAUGAGAACAGAAAACGAUGGCAGAGCAAAGCAAGGUGAUCCUACACGGAUUUUGGACUAGCCCUUUUGUGAAGAGGGUGGAAUUGGCCCUUAAUCUCAAGGGCAUACCUUAUGAUUAUGUGGAAGAAGACUUAGCAAACAAAAGUGAUUUACUUCUCAAGUACAACCCGGUUCACAAGAAGGUACCUGUUCUUGUUCAUAAUGAAAAGCCUUUAGCUGAAUCAAUGGUGAUCGUUGAGUAUAUUGAUGAAACUUGGAACGAUGGUCCUAAAUUGCUUCCCAAUGAUCCAUACAAAAGAGCCCAAGCUCGUUUCUGGUCUAAGUUCAUGGAGGAACAGCUAUUUGAGACCACUUUUCUAGUUUUCAAAACAGAUGGAGAAGUGCAAAAAAAAGGGCUUGACGAACUGUACCAGAAACUGAAUGUACUUGAAAAUGGAAUGAAGACCUUUUUGGAAGAAGGCAAUACUGGUGUUGAAAACAAUGCUGGAAUCCUGGACUUAGUCUUCUGUUCCUUAUUUGGCGCUUACAAGGUUCAUGAAGAAGUUCUUGGCAUAAAGCUCAUAGUGCCAGAUAAGUUUCCUUUGCUAUUUUCUUGGUUGAUGGCUAUUGGUGAGCUUGAAGUAGUGAAAAAGGCAGCUCCUCCACAUGAAAAAUCAGUGGAAAUCCUUCAGCGUUAUAGGCAAUCUGCACUAAAAUCUUUUCCUGUAGCUUAAUGCACUUUCCUAGUUAAAUGGACCGUCGUUGGCUUCUUAACUUUCAAUAAUAGGAUUGGUAGCAUUUGUAAUUAACAUACGUAUUUU